Penicillium verrucosum is the source of this 1347-nucleotide messenger RNA. Its product is annotated as pheromone receptor. The transcript is spliced from 2 exons. Bases 1 to 1347 code for a protein of 448 amino acids. The record is from RefSeq and is a predicted model, not a curated record. Gene Ontology annotation, cellular component: membrane. Lineage: Eukaryota; Fungi; Ascomycota; Eurotiomycetes; Eurotiales; Aspergillaceae. Gene Ontology annotation, biological process: G protein-coupled receptor signaling pathway. Gene Ontology annotation, molecular function: mating-type factor pheromone receptor activity.
AUGGAACUUAACCGAAAACACCCGCAGGCCGUGGUUCUGCCAGUUCUAUCUUCUUUCUCCAUUGCUCUGGCUAUUCCACCACUGAUUCUGCAUGGAAAGAACCGCAAUUUCCCUGCUACCAGUCUGAUAUUCUGGUCAAUUCUCCUCAACUUGUUCAACAUCAUCAAUUCUCUCAUAUGGCCCACGGACGACGUGACAACGUGGUGGGACGGAUCUGGUCUCUGCGACAUCGAGGUCAAGUUUAUGGCUGCCAGCUAUGUGGGCAUUCCAGGAAGCCUGGCAUGUAUCUUUCGAAGUCUUGCAAUUGUACUGGACACAGACCGGGCCACAUUAGUCCCGAGCAAAGGUCAACGUUGGCGCAAUCAAUUCAUGGAGAUUAUGUUCUGCAUUGCUGUUCCAUUCAUCGCAAUGAUUACACAUAUCGUCUGGCAGAAGAGUCGAUACUUGCUAUUUGCCAUCUCAGGAUGUGUGAACAGCUUUGACGAAAGCUGGGUUAGUCUCGUCUUUGCAUGGAUCUGGCCACCGAUUAUCUGUCUCAUCGCAGCAUACUAUUGCUGCCUGGUCAUCAUCCGCGUACACAAGUACCGAAGUGACUUCGCAAACAUCCUCCGCGCCUCCAGCAGCAAUCUCAGCAAAUCCCGCUUCCUCCGCCUCUUCUUCCUCGCCCUAUCAAUGCUCGUCUGCAUCCUCCCACUCCAAGGCUACGUUGUUUACAACGACAUAGUUCUCUCCCUCCCCUGGCACAACUACUCCUGGAGUAGAAUCCACAACGGGAAAUGGAACACCAUCAAUAUGAUCCCCAUUGACGGCACCGUCUUCUUCGACCGCUGGAUCCCCGUCGUAUCAGGCUUCAUGAUCUUCAUCUUCUUCGGCUUCGGCCGCGAUGCAACACGCAUUUACCGCACUGUCUUCUGGUAUCUCGGACUGAGCUACUGCUUCCCGAGCAUACAGCCUCCAACAGAUACCCACAGCGGGCCCCCUUCCCCCGCGCACGCCUCAACAGCAACCACCCUCGUCGGCAGCAUCGGCUCCCGUGCCAAAUCGCUGUUUUCCCGCCAGAAGGAAUCAAUCGCGACUUUUGUCUCUACGCAUGGUACAUACAACGAUCUGGAAAAGGGUACUUCUUCCAGUUUGUCCCGCAAUAGCGAUGGCAGGUCGGCCAAGAAGUCGCGAUGGAAUAGCUUGCCCUGGUCGCUCUUUAACAGACGUCACACCGGUCAGGAUAUUGAUGGGACUCUGCUCACUGACCUCCCCGGCGCUACCUUGCAAACAGUCUCUACGAAUGCGUGGGCUAGUCACCGUGAUAGUCGGGACUUGCCCCGUGGGCCUACUCCCCCCGGGGAAUAA